AUGUAAAAGAAAAAUGAAGAAGCUUGAAUGUGUCUUCAGAAGAAAAAAUGACUUGUUGGUACUAAAAUAUUUCGAUAAGAGAGCUGUGCACAUGAUCUCUUCCAUUCAUGAAGCUUCUAUGAGCGUGCUGAACAAGGUUGACCAAAAAACAAACAAUCUAGUGAUGAAACCCACAUGUGUGGUAGAUUACUGUCGACUGAUGGGAGGUGUGGACCUUUCCGAUCAAAUUCAUCAAUACUACUCGUGUCUAAGGAAAACUUCAAAGUGGUAUAAGAAAUUAUUUUUUCACCUACUGAACUUGUGUGUGAUCAAUGCAUACUUACUAUACACAAAAUAUUCUGAAGAUGUAAACAAGCUUGAUCAUUACAGAUUUCGGAGAGCUCUGUGCGAAUCUUUGUUAUUAGAAGCUCCUAAUGCUCCGAAGCCAUCCAUAUUUGCUGGCAGAAGAUCGACUGGAGAGAAGCCCCUCCGACUUACAGAGAGGCACUUCCCCGAGCUCAUCCCUGCGAAACCCGGUACCAAGAAGGCACAGCCAUCCAGAGACUGUAGCGCCUGCAACCCCCCAAAGAAACAACGUCAAGGGUAUAAACGUAAACAGACUAGAUUCUGGUGCUCAGAAUGUGAAAAGGUUCUAUGUGUUCCAAACUGUUUUCGUGUGUAUCACACAUUGGUUCAUUACAAGCGAGUUCUGCAGCCGGACGCUGCCCCUGGUCAAGAUGGUGAUCAUGCUGCUGACAGUUCCUCAGACUCCUCACAAGCAUAAAAUAGGUGCAAACUUGUUGAAAUAAUUAUCUAACCAGUCAGAAGUGAUUGAAUACAGAUAUUUAUUGCUACAUAACUCUCUUUUUCAGGUAUAGUGAUAGAACAUCAUAAUAUGACAUAUUUUCAAACUUGUGCCGAAGUCGAAUUUUUUUCUAAAUAUUUCAGUGUAUAUAUCAGUCAAGUAAGGCCAUGUAAGGCCAAACAAUAAUAGUUUAAAUUGAAAAUCAAGUCUGUUAUACUUAUAAAAGUGUGCUGAUAAAGAUUUUUGUAAAAAAAAUGCAGCUUUAAGUACUUUUUGACCUGUUUUUUAUUCUUACCUGUAUUUUACCUGUAAUUUUCACCUGAGAGUUUACCUGUGCAGGUAGAAGUGGUCAUGAUGACUUUGAAAAUGGGAGAUAAAUUAACUACAAACAAUGCUGAACAUAUUUCAUAUAGGUUUUAUUGAUGUAAUUCUAACAGUUUUUGUUUUAUUUCCAUUACAACAUACAAGGGUAAAAUUUUUAAAUACAUAACAAAUAUAGUGGCACUAAGUAGUUCUAGUAGUGAAUACUAUGGUGGCGGGCUAUCGGUUAAGGAGAGUCAUGUUUCAUUGACAUGCCUAUAGACAGUAUAAUGCUAAUAUAAGCGUGCUUUAACACUUUGUUUGUAUAUUAUGCAAAUGACGCUACGUUACAGUGUUAUAACAGUUAUGUAAUACUGUUUUUAGCUCUACUAUUCGAAGAAUAUGAGAGCUAUUGUAGUUGCCCCGGCGUCUGCUUGGUAAAAGUUUUUUGUAAAGUCAAAUAUCUCAAUUAUUGCUUGAGGUCAGAGAUUUUGAUUUGAAACUUCACAAAUGCAUGAAGGGUCAUAAUUGUAUGUCACUGACCAAGUUCCAUAACUCUAUCUUGCAUUUAGGCUGAUUUAUCUCCCCUUUUCUACUUAGUCUCUUGGUUAAUGUUUACAUUCAAGUUUUACAUAUCUCAAUAACUGUUAAAGAUAUUUAUUUAAACUUCACACAUGCAUUAAUCUAAGGGUCAUAAUUGUAGAUCACUGACCAAGAUCCAUAAUUCUAUCUUGCAUUUAGGCUGAUUUUUCUCCCCUUUUUCAACUUAGAAAUUCAUGGUAAAGUUUUGCUUGGAAGCUGUUAUCUCCAUAACUACUGAAGGUUUUGUGCCUUUUUUGGGACAAUUUUAUGCAUUCAUAAUAAUAAAGCAGUGAUUUACUUGAUAAAACAUCUUAAUAACAAGCCUUUGUACCUUUUGGGUCAAUUUUAUGUUUUCAUAGGUAAGCAUUAUUAGGCCGCUAUUCCAUUGGUACGCGAUCCGUGACCCGCGUCCGUGAUCCGUGUCUGGUGCAUGUCCGUGAGUAUUAUUCCAUAGGUACGUUAUUUUCUAUAUACUUUUAAUUAUAGUAUAGCGAACAGAGGAUAAUUAUUUGUAGAAUAUGAUAUAAUUUCAUUCUAAUACCAAAACCAUUUGUAACAUCAAAGAAUUAGGUAAAAAGAAAAAGGAAAAACAUUGAAUACCAAUUAGGUUUUUGAAUAACAUCUCUUUAGCAACCGAAGACCAGAUGUUGUUUUUCUUAAUCUGUAAUUGGUGCAUCAUAAACUUAUGGGUUCUCCAACACUAUUUUGGUGAGCUUUUUAGUAUUUUCUUUCGUAAUCGAUAAAGUAUUUAAUUUCGUUUGAGGCAUUUUUGUCGUGACGAGGCCUGUCCGUGACUGUCCACGUCCGUAAAAAAUCGCUAAUCCUGCGAAACGUCGUGGAUGCCGUCGCGGAAGCGGAUUGUAA
Ruditapes philippinarum (Manila clam) is the source of this 2530-nucleotide messenger RNA. Its product is annotated as piggyBac transposable element-derived protein 4-like. The record is from RefSeq and is a predicted model, not a curated record. The transcript has a single exon. Bases 14 to 763 code for a protein of 249 amino acids. Lineage: Eukaryota; Metazoa; Mollusca; Bivalvia; Venerida; Veneridae.